Messenger RNA from Saccostrea echinata, 698 nucleotides. RefSeq names its product angiomotin-like. The record is from RefSeq and is a predicted model, not a curated record. The transcript is spliced from 3 exons. Bases 63 to 434 code for a protein of 123 amino acids. NCBI's taxonomy places the organism in Eukaryota, Metazoa, Mollusca, Bivalvia, Ostreida, Ostreidae.
GCCCUAUCUCAAUCAAGAGGAUUAUUGUAUUGUAUAAGUAUCGCUCCUCAGGACAUCGAAAAAUGCUCCGUACAAAAAGAGUCUCCAAAUCACCAUACGCUAGACCCGGACGCGCCCAAGCUGCCGCCAAAAAGGCGAAAAUCUCUAAUACUACGACAAGACGGAUCCAGGUCACACCCGCACCCACAGUACCAGUCGUAUCAACUCAGCAUGACAUCCAGGAAAACCACAUUCCAGCGUUGACAGCACCAGCUCCAUCAACCCAAACUCCAGCGUUGACAGCACCAGCUCCAUCGGCCCAAACGUCAGUUUUGACAGCACCAGCUCUAUCAACCCAAACUCCAGAGAUGACAGGACCAGCUACAUCAAUAAUGGCAGCAUCUGACCCCUCAGUCUUCUCUGCAGUGCCACAUCGACCAUCGUCAUGGCUUUAGUGACCCUUCCAGCCUGCAAUCCAUGCCUGCGCACUGCAGAAUUUUGCAACAAGCCAUCGCUGGCAACUUCUGUUUACCCUCCAGGGUUGUCAGCACCAUAUGGCUCCUCAUUUCUGCAAACUGUAUGCGCCAAAUGCCAGAUUGAGGAUCGGCGCUUACUAAUUGACACUUGCUAUAAUACUUGAUUAUUGUCCAUUGUUUUGAUACCAUUGUUUUAUUAUUUAAUUACCUUAUAAUGUUAAACAAGAAUAAAGCCAUGACAGA